Molecule: messenger RNA, 1349 nt
Organism: Colias croceus (clouded yellow)
Lineage: Eukaryota; Metazoa; Arthropoda; Insecta; Lepidoptera; Pieridae
Exons: 4
Coding region: 328-957 (209 amino acids)
Source: RefSeq, a predicted model, not a curated record
CCGUUAAUCCAUAAUCUUAAAUAGGUACUACUCAUAUCUUUAUAACCACACGGAAGAAGUCACGGGCAACAGCUAGUUGAUAACAUCCAAAUAAAUUACAAACACCUUCUAUAAAAACAAUAAACAAACAAAAAAAGACAAACAGAUUGACACAAGAUAAUUAACCAAUUAUUUUGUUAAUCUCUUUGACAAGGAAAAGAAGUUUUUGACUGCGGAAAUAGAUAGCAUUUGAUUGAUUUGGGAUAAGUUUAUAAAACACCGUUAAAUUUGACGCGACUCAGUUGACCAGAAACUUGCGAUCGAAGCAGCGAUAUACAACUAGUUAAGAUGUUUCAUGUUCUACCAUUUGUGUGUCUGUUUGUUUGUGUGAAGGCUGUGGUACAGAAUGCUAGCUGUCCUCUUGUGACUCCUAGGGAGGUGGAUUUGAAGGGACUCGACGGUAAAUGGUACCUAGCCGCUGUAGCAACAGACCUACAGAUCGAAGGCGACUGUGCGAUGGUCCUCUUCAACCACAAGACGAACAACACAACAGAUGUGUCCAUAAGCUGGAUUGUGAACAACACAGUCAGUUACUACAACGGUUCUGUUGCUCUCACUGUGGAUGAUAGCGGUGGUGACUUGCUGUUCGUUACUUAUACAGAUCAGAAAUCAGAAAGAUACUCUGUAUUGGAUGUGAACUAUGAACAUUAUGCCGUUAUAUUUGCGUGUUAUAACAACACUGCUGACAACAGCAGUACUUAUGAACUAUGGAAACUCACACGCAUGCCGCACGUAAAAAAUGUCGACUCAACCAAAAUAGAUGGCGCUAUAGCCAACUAUAGCUUACAAAAUACGCCAUUUUUAUAUUUCAAUAACACAGAAGACACGUGUAGAAUAAACGCGGGAAACCAUUUGAAUCCAGCAUCUUUGAUACUGACGUCAUCUGCAGCGAUAAUACUGUUUAGAAGGUUAUAUUGAAUAAAGUUAUAAUUGUAUGGUAAUGUUAGGGAGAUUGGGAGAGAGUUUUUAAUAUAAGUUAAGAGUGUUUGGUUAUUAAGUAAUACAAAAAUUGGUAAGGUUAUAAGAAUAUAUAAGUAAUUUUACUUUUGAUAAUCUUCUCAUUUGCAUUGUCUGCAGAUUGUUUUUCUUUUAUAUUAAAUAAUGUAGAUUAUGUAAUUUAUUGUAUUUCAAAUGAGUCUCGCAUAAUUUUAAAAAUAUGUCUUAACCUGUAAUUAAGUGUGACAGUAGGAAACUUUACUCUAAGGUAGGAAAAUCAAUUAUAACUUAAGUUAGAGUAAGUAAAAUUUGUAUUCUAUUUAUUAUCUAUUGUCUCUAUUUGUAUCUAUUUAUAAUUAUCUAUCUCUAUUGUC